GCCGAGUCGCCGGCCACGUCCGUAUCCAUAUCGAUAUGCCCGCGAACCAACGAACGCCAUAGAUAAACGCCACGUCUAUGUCACGUACCGACCGCAUUCUGUAAGCCGGUAUUGACAAGAGUGUGUAUUACUGCUGACACUGUUUCGAUCCAUAACCCCGAGGACGUCGAAAAUGUCUCGUGUAAGCGCGAGCGCAUUAUUAUGCCUCCUCGCGCUCUACGUGUGCUCGCACGUUGCCGUCGCGGCCGACCUUGCGGAUCCGGACUUGGUUGUCAGAAAUGUCGAGCGGCACAUCGAUUUACAGUCCCAGCUAACCAAGAUCACGACCCGCGUGGUGUUGGACAACAACAGUAAGGAUCGCGCCAUUCAGAAGUUCCUCUUUUCUUUAGACGGCGCUCAGAAGAAGACUCUCAGUUAUAUAGCGGCACACGUGGAGCCGGGCAAGUUGGAGCUCAAGGUGACAGAGGCGAAAGUAGAGGCGCAUCGCGACAAGGCAUUCUAUUCCGUCGAUCUUACCAAUAACUUGGCGCCUCGUCGCACCCUCACCAUUGAAGUGGAGACAGUAUUUACGCACGAGCUGGUGCCACAUCCCAAAGAGAUCGUUCAGCAGGAGAAACAGUUGGUUAAGUACACGGGUAAUGCAUACGCUUACUUGCCUUAUUCAGUAACCAAGCAGACCACCUAUGUGGCAUUGCCGUCACGUAACAUUGAGAGCUACACCAAGCUCAAACCGGUUUCGCAGACUGGCUCGGCGAUAGCUUAUGGACCGUUCGAGAAGCAGCUGCCUUUUGCUUACGAGGAACUGACGGUGCACUUUGAGAACAACAACAAGUUCCUUACAGUGACCAGCCUCGAAAGAACCAUUGAGAUUUCUCACUGGGGUAACAUAGCUGUCGAAGAGCGCAUCGAUCUCUUGCACACCGGAGCUUUGCUGAAGGGACCUUUCUCCCGCUAUGAAUACGCUCGAGAGUCUAAAUCUGGACAGGCCAGUAUCCAAAGCUUUGACACGGUUCUGCCAGCUGCCGCUUCUGACAUUUAUUACAGAGACGAGAUUGGUAACAUCUCCACAUCGCACACCCGCAUCAAGAAAGACUCGGUGGAGUUGAAUCUACGGCCGAGAUUCCCGUUGUUUGGAGGCUGGAAGACUCGUUACACGAUCGGUUACAGUGUACCUAGUUACGAGUACCUGUUUCACUCUGGAGACGAAUACACGCUGCAGAUGAGGCUGCUGGAUCACGUUUUCGAUGACAUGGUCGUGGACGAGAUGGUCCUGAAGAUCAUUCUGCCGGAGGGCGCGCGAAAUAUGAAGCUGGAGCUACCGUAUUCUGCAACUCGCUUGCCGGAUUCUCUGCAUUAUACAUAUCUAGACGUAACUGGUCGUCCAGUGGUGUCUGUAACUAAGAAGAACCUGGUGGAGAAUCAUAUUCAGAGCUUCAGGUUUAAGUACACAUUCCCGCGUUUGUUGAUGCUGCAGGAGCCGCUGCUGGUCGCAGUGGCGUUGUACUUGUUGUUCCUGUUAGUCAUAACUUACGUAAGACUAGACUUCUCCAUCGAUAAGGAUGAGGCGUCCGAGAGCAAGUUGAGGAUUGCCGGGCAGUGCGAGAAGAUACUGGCCGCUCAGGAUCGCAGAGUCACGUCGUACAACGAGCUGGACGAUCAGCUGGCGUACCUGAAGGCGAACAAGGACGCGAACGCGUUCCUAGCCACAGUGAAGGGUAUCAAUCAGGAAUACAAAGCGGCCACCAGUUCGCUUAACGAGAUCGCGCAGAAGCUGAAGGGCGAGUCCGGCGAUGUGUACGAUCGCGUGCAGGAGCUGCAGAAGUGCGAUCGUUCCCUGAAGGAGCUCUACAAUCAGCAGCAGGCGUUGUAUGUGGAUAAAUUGGUCCCAGGAAAGAUUGGUCGUCAGCAAUUUGUCGAGGCGGAGGCGGUGAUUGCGAAGAAAAAGGAGGAGUGCGUGGAAAAGAUCAACGCGAUCGUAAAAUCCCUCCAAUGAUCGCAUUUCUGCAAACAAACUUAAGACUUGAAAGCAACGAUGAUGCAUUUGCAAUACAGUAACAUAACUUGUCGCAUCUGUUAAUAUUUCAUCCGCGAGUACGAAUGAAGUAAGGAUUCCAUACUUUUACAAAUGCAUUGAGUCAUGAGAAAACUUUAUCUGUAUAUCGUAAAUUAAGAUUUAUAAUAAAUAU
Linepithema humile (Argentine ant) is the source of this 2186-nucleotide messenger RNA. RefSeq names its product dolichyl-diphosphooligosaccharide--protein glycosyltransferase subunit 1 (gene Rpn1). NCBI's taxonomy places the organism in Eukaryota, Metazoa, Arthropoda, Insecta, Hymenoptera, Formicidae. Gene Ontology annotation, cellular component: membrane; oligosaccharyltransferase complex. The record is from RefSeq and is a predicted model, not a curated record.